GAAAUAGAAGAGAGCGUAGUGACACCUCAUUUGAUGUUGUUAUUCACCAAUCUGGUUCCACUUCCAGUUAGUUGUUUUUGCAAGAAACGCAUUGACUCACUUCGCUGGUAUGGCUACCACGCUUUGGACACCAAUCUACAAUCUCAAACUCCAACUCCAAACCACUACUACUACUACUACUACUACUACUACUACAACACACUCCCAUAAACUAGUAAACGCAAACCCCUCUAGAGCUACGCAGCGUCGUUUUGGUUCCGCAAUCAGAAUCCGUUGCAGCAACUCUAACAACUACAACAACACAAAACCACCCCAAUCUGAGUCCAUUCAAGUUUACUCGCAAAUCGAGAGAUUACUCACGGAUUCUGUUAGACAAUCACAGGGUGCAUGGUGGAGUUCCGCAGACUGGACUGAAGUUGAGGGAUCAUGGGUUCUCAAACCCAAAAGCUCCAAACCCAAUUUCGUUGUACACUUUGUCGGAGGUAUAUUUGUUGGAGCUGCUCCUCAGCUCACCUACCGAUGGUUUCUUGAGCGUCUCUCCGAAAAGGGUGUAUUGAUCAUUGCGACGCCAUACGCUAGUGGGUUUGAUCACUUCCUCAUUGCAGAUGAAGUACAGUUCAAAUUUGAUAGGUGCUACCGCUUACUGCAAGAAACAAUCCAAGACCUUCCUAUUUUUGGUGUUGGCCAUUCCUUGGGUUCGCUUGUCCACCUUCUGAUUGGAUCAAGAUAUGCAGUGCAAAGGUCUGGAAAUGUUCUCAUGGCAUUCAAUAACAAGGAAGCAAGUUCAGCUGUCCCUUUGUUCUCUCCAGUUCUUGUUCCAAUGGCUCAAAGCAUUGGUCCACUUCUAUCAGAUAUUUUUUCUUCACCAACUCUACGAGCAGGGGCAGAGAUGACUUUGAGACAAUUAGAAAAUGUUAGCCCUCCCAUUAUGAAGCAAGUUCUUCCUUUAGUUGAGCAGCUUCCUCCAUUGUAUAUGGACUUGGUCAAGGGAAGAGAGGAUUUUAUUCCAAAGCCAGAGGAGACACGUCGACUUAUAAAAUCAUACUAUGGUAUAUCCAGAAAUCUUCUGGUUAAAUUCAACGACGAUUUGAUAGAUGAGACUUCAAUUCUAGCACAGGUGCUUAGUUCAGAAUCAGCCAUUAGCUCAAUUCUAGACAUGUCAAUACGCAAGUUGCCUGGAGAUCACGGUCUUCCAUUGCAGCAGGCCCUACCAGAUGUUCCACCAGCCAUGGCUGAUGCAGUUAAUCGUGGAAGCGAGCUUUUGUCAAAUCUUACUGUAGGAACACCAUGGGAGACAGUUGCCAAAGAAGUAGGGAGCACACUAGGCAUGGAUUCGAAAGUCCUUCGUUCCCAAGUAUCAAAGGAGAUGGAUCUGCUUGUGGAUGUGAUAUCAUCCUGGAUAGCCUCCAAUGCAGGGCCUAAACUUCUGAGGCCAUAAGGUCACACAACUAAAAAAUUCAUCAAUAAUGCAAAUAGAAAAGAUGUAUUGUAGAAAUGUAUAGGUUUAUUGAAGUUGGCAUUAACACUUGUUCCAUCCUCUCUUGUAUAAUGUCAAUCAUAUUAAUCAAUACGAGAAAGCAAAUAGAACUCUGCAAAUCACCCGUUGCUGUAAAAGUAUAAUCUACAUUGUGACGGAAAUAGUUGUGAUAUUGAAAUUAUUAGUUUUUUUUUUCUGUA
Messenger RNA from Lotus japonicus, 1677 nucleotides. RefSeq lists its product as uncharacterized. The coding region runs from base 110 to 1438 and encodes 442 amino acids. NCBI's taxonomy places the organism in Eukaryota, Viridiplantae, Streptophyta, Magnoliopsida, Fabales, Fabaceae. The record is from RefSeq and is a predicted model, not a curated record. The transcript is spliced from 10 exons.